Cheilinus undulatus (humphead wrasse) is the source of this 1095-nucleotide messenger RNA. RefSeq names its product glutathione S-transferase theta 1a (gene gstt1a). Lineage: Eukaryota; Metazoa; Chordata; Actinopteri; Labriformes; Labridae. Gene Ontology annotation, cellular component: cytoplasm. The record is from RefSeq and is a predicted model, not a curated record. Gene Ontology annotation, biological process: glutathione metabolic process. The coding region runs from base 67 to 789 and encodes 240 amino acids. Gene Ontology annotation, molecular function: glutathione transferase activity. The transcript is spliced from 5 exons.
GGGAGGAUAACAGGCUCUGUAGGAGAGGACAGCAAACACUCAGAGAGAGGGACCGAAGCAGACACCAUGGAGCUGUACCUGGACCUGCGCUCUCAGCCAUGCAGAUCCGUCUUCAUGUUCGCCCGAGCGGCUGGGAUCCCCUUCGAGUUCAAGCUCAUCGACCUGGCUGCAGGUCAGCAGUACAGCGAGGAGUUUGGGAAGAUCAGCUCUGUGAAGAAGGUUCCGGUCAUGAAGGAUGGAGACUUCAUUCUGACUGAGAGCAUUGCGAUCCUGAAGUACCUGGCUCAGAAACACUCAGUGGCAGAUCACUGGUAUCCGGCCGACCUGCAGCAGAGAGCUCGGGUUAAUGAGUACCUGUCCUGGCAGCACAUGAACACCAGAGCUCAUGGGUCCAAGGUCUUCCUGAUGAAGAUCAUGUACCCUGUGGUCAUGGACUCAGACGCCCCAAAGGACAAGAUGGACGCUGCCAUGGAGGAUCUGAACCAGUCCCUGAACACACUGGAGGGGAUGUUCCUGCAGAACAAACCGUUCAUCCUCGGAGACAAAAUCUCUCUGGCUGAUCUGGUGGCGAUCGUGGAGAUCAUGCAGCCCGUUGGAGCCGGCAUGGACGUGUUUGUGAGCCGACCGAAGCUGGCGGCGUGGAGAGAUCGGGUGAAGAAGACGGUCGGAGAGAAGCUGUUCGAUGAAGCUCAUGAGACGAUCAUGAAAGUCCAAAGUCUGCCGGAACAGAUGAAGGGCAACCCGCAUCUGGAGAUGAUGAAGCCCAGGUUUCGUAAGAUGUUAAGCUGAAGGCUUUAAUAAACCUUCAUCGGGAAUCAUCUCCGUAAUUACUCAACUAUCAGAGCAUCUUUAACUACUUCCAGCGUUAUAAAAGAACCUUUAAUCAGCUGUGCAGCUUCAGUGUGUCUGUCUUUAUAGGAAACCACAGGGCUGCUGUUCUCAGUCUGUUCCUGCAGAAAUAAAACAUGUCAUAACAACAAAAUCAGGAUUUUCAUGCAAAAUAAAACCAACAUAAAUGUAAAAAUCAGUUAUCUGACUGUGAAUCGUUUCUUAUGGAUUUUUAAAACCUGAAAAUAAAGUAGAAAUUAAGUUAAA